Oryza sativa Japonica Group (Japanese rice) is the source of this 1238-nucleotide messenger RNA. Its product is annotated as pterocarpan synthase 1. The record is from RefSeq and is a predicted model, not a curated record. Lineage: Eukaryota; Viridiplantae; Streptophyta; Magnoliopsida; Poales; Poaceae.
GUAAUUUUGAUAAAAGUAAUUAUGUAACUAAAUAUGUAUUUUUAUUUUCUUUUGUAGUCCGUUGGAUGUAAAUUUAAGGGUAGAAAAAAUCUGGGUGAUUUUUUCUUAGAAAUCACCUGACAAAUAAAUAGACAAUCCCUACCGUGUGUGCUUAAACACACGAGAACCUUCCCGUGCGGAUCUAGACUCCCGGUAACAUUCUAUGUAACGGACUCUUUCAGACGGCACGGUGGCUUACCGUGUGUUCGAACAGCAAUAAUCAAUCAAGCAGCCAUCUCCAUGGAAAGCUAGUGAGCAGCAAUAAUCAAUCAAAAGGAUUAUUUAGCAGUUAGCACCACCUAAGCUCAAAUUCUUCUUCCGUUUUUCUCUUUCUCUCGGUUUCAAUAGGCCAACACGGGAAGCUAGUGAACAGCAAUAAUCAACCAAGCAGCCAUCGCCAUGGCAGCUACCAACACGGCCAUGAGCUUGGUGCUGUGCCUGCUGGUAAUGAUCAUCUGCUCCACGCACCGGUUGCUGCAUCCCCAACCCCAGCUUGCGGCGACGGCGGCGUCGUCGUCGUCGUCGCCGUUCUCGUCACGCAGCAAGAUAGGCAAGGACAUCAUCGACAAGACGGUCAGCUUCACCCUGUACCAGCAGGAGACCAUGAACAGGACGGGGUACGUCGUCGUCCCCGGCGUCGACGCGCCCGCGCCCGCGAGGGUCGUCGUCAGCGACGCCGGCGAGCCCUCCGCCGACAGGCAGCCCUUCGGCAGCAUGUACGUCUUCCGCGACAACCUGACGGUGCGCGCCGACAGCUCCUCCCGUGUCGCCGGCGUGGCGGAGGGGACCUCCAUCUCGACGAGCUUCGACUGCGAGGACGGCCGGAGGAGCGUGUCGGUGGCCAAGAUCACGCUCCACCACCGCGGAUACCGGGGCUCCGUGUCCAUCCUCGGGGGCACGCCCAACAUCACCAGGCCGUCCGUGUACCCGGUGGUCGGUGGCACCGGCGACUUCCUGUACGCCGUCGGCUACGUCCGGUCGUCGCCGGUGGACACGCGUGGGCGGACUCGGACGACGUACAAGAUGGAGCUUCGCUUGUACUGGCCGCUGCACGCCUAUUUCGCUCCAAUUCCGUAGUAACACAUCGAUCAACGUUCUUCCAUUCGCGUCUUAUUCCAACUAUAAUUCCAUGCAGAAGUUAUUUUUGGAGUUAAUUUGAUACAUGAACUAAGAAAGAUUUAAAUGAUUUUAUUGCCCUA